Staurois parvus is the source of this 271-nucleotide messenger RNA. NCBI's taxonomy places the organism in Eukaryota, Metazoa, Chordata, Amphibia, Anura, Ranidae. The record is from the annotation of a GenBank genome assembly.
CCUUCAGGUGGAAGCAGGGGCGCUACCAUUUGGAAACUCGGGCACUGCCCGAGGGCCCAGGGUCAGUAGGGGGCCCCAUGAGAUUCCCCGGUACCUUUUUCAUAGGCUUUUUUGAGUUUGGGCAAGGACACAGGGGCCCCAUGAUCCCCUAUUGCCUGGGGGCCCAUGAGUUGUCAGUCCGCCUCUGGUAAGUGCCGGCAGUCAGUGCCACCCAUCAGUGCCCAUCAGUGCUGCCUAUCAGUGCCCAUCAGUGCCUCCUAUCAGUGCCCAU